AUGGUCAAUUGGGGAAUUAUUUCUACCGGCGACAACGCCACAAAAUUCGCCAAAGACCUCCUCAUCGACCCAUCCACCCGAGGCGUCUACAACGUCACCCAUACCUUCACAGCCGUCGCAUCCUCUUCCUCCAUUGAGAAAGCCCGUACGUUUCUAUCCGCAGUGAACGCACCAUCCACUACAACUUCCUACGGAUUCUACGAUGCUCUCUUCGCCGACCCAUCCGUCGAAAUUGUAUACAUAACCACCCCGCACUCGCUACAUUACCAGAAUGCUCGCGCGGCGCUGAUAGCAGGGAAGCAUGUCCUACUUGAGAAAGCCUUCACGGUGAACGCCGCUCAGGCAAAGGCUCUUGUGGACCUUGCGAGAGAGAAGGGGCUGUUCCUGAUGGAGGCGAUGUGGACGCGCUUUUUCCCGCUCGUGCAGUACGUCAGACAGCUCGUCCGAGAUGGGAGAAUUGGGCCUGUGCAAAGGAUAGUGGCGGAGAGGAAUUUGGGAAGGGAUGUUGAGAGGCUUUAUGGGACUGAGCAUCGUUUGGUAAAUCCUGCGCUUGCGGGGGGUGCUUUGUUGGAUUUGGCCAUUUAUCCUCUUAUGUGGAUCUUUCAGAUUUUGUAUCAUGAUGUGUUGUCUGAUGAUGGCAUAAGGGCGCCACCGCUGCUAUCGAGCUCUGUGGUGAAAUAUGCGGCAACAGGAGUCGACGAGACAUCUACUGUGAUCCUUACAUUUCCUGGGACCCAGACACAGGGCGUAGCAACCGCUAGCUUAAGGGUUGCGUCUGACCCGACCGAUCCAGGAGUUCGCAUCCUCGGUGAAAGGGGCCAAAUUCAGAUAUUUGGGCCAGCUACGCGGCCGUUGGGCAUUGCCGUUGUUCAGUAUGAGGACGGCGGCAGCCGGUUGAUCGAGAAGAAGGAUUUCGAAAUUCCGGCCGGUCAUGGAUUAUUCUGGGAGGCGGAUGCUUGUGCUAGGGCUUUGGCUGAGGGGAGGGUCGAGUCUGAAGUAAUGCCAUUGGAUGAGACGGUCCUGAUCAUGCAGGUUUUGGAUCAGGUAAGAGAGCAACAUGGGCUGAGGUAUCCUGAUAAUAUUGAGACUUGUUAG
Molecule: messenger RNA, 1095 nt
Organism: Aspergillus melleus
Lineage: Eukaryota; Fungi; Ascomycota; Eurotiomycetes; Eurotiales; Aspergillaceae
Product: Gfo/Idh/MocA family protein
Exons: 4
Coding region: 1-1095 (364 amino acids)
Molecular function (GO): nucleotide binding
Source: RefSeq, a predicted model, not a curated record